Tricharina praecox is the source of this 687-nucleotide messenger RNA. RefSeq lists its product as uncharacterized. The coding region runs from base 1 to 687 and encodes 228 amino acids. NCBI's taxonomy places the organism in Eukaryota, Fungi, Ascomycota, Pezizomycetes, Pezizales, Pyronemataceae. The record is from RefSeq and is a predicted model, not a curated record. The transcript has 6 exons.
AUGGGUCGCAUCAACAAAAAGACCCUUAAGCCUCGGUACGAACUGAGGAAGUGUAAGACCGUCUCACGAUACAACCUCCGAGACCGAAAGAAGAUCAAGAAGCCAGACAGGCUGGUUCAGGAGCCUAUCAAGGCGAGACGCAGAUACACAAGACGCAAGAAGACCGUCAUGAGGCCAGCCGCUCCUCCUGUAGAGUCCUCCGUCUCUCCCACCAAGACUAAGAAGACCGUUGCUUCCCGUGUCACUCGUUCCGAGACACCCUCACCUUCCCCCCCCAAGACCAAGAUGACCGUCAAGAGCCCAGAUGCCCCUUCUGAGACGCCCUCCGGUUCCCCCAUCAAGACCGAGGUGAGUCCCACCAUCACUCCCACCAUCACUCCCGCCGAGACUGCUGCGAGUCCCGCUGUGACUUCCGCGAAGACUGACGUUGUGCGUGUAUGCCUGCAGAAGACCGUUGAUCCCCGUGUCAAACAUCCCGAGACGCCUUCCGGAACUCCCCUCAAGAACAACGUGAGUCCUACCAUCACUCCCACCAUGCCUCCUGCCGAGACUGACGAGAUACACGCCCAGACUCCCAUCAAGAAACCUGUCACGACCCCCGCCCAUACUCCCAUCAAGAGUCUCGUCAAGACCCCUGCUCAUAUACUCCCGCCGCCAGUCUCGGCCAGAAAGCCCCCGGGAAGGUAG